AUGCUAUAUGAAAUUGGGAUGGGUGCUGGAGCAAAGGGCGAGAGUGGUGCUUCUCAAUCUAUUGAAGGCGAUACUGGUGGUAUGACACAAGCACCAAAACUGAGGGGUCCAAUGGAUAAAUUUGCUAGUUCUCAAGCACGACAAUCUACACUGAACUCCAAAUGGAAACAAGAAGAAAGAAAAGAUGUGUGUCGAAAGAUUGGGCGUUUUAUAUAUUGUAAAGCUCUUCCAUUUAAUUUGGUGAAUGAUCCGUAUUGGGUAGCUGCAGUUGAUGGAAUUGCAAAUUAUGGACCUGGUUUCAAACCCCCUUCUAUGCAUGAAUUGAGGACUUGGAUUCUUAAAGCAGAAGUAGAGGACAUAAAUGUCAUGAUGGAAGAACAUAAGAAAGCAUGGAAACAAUAUGGAUGCUCAAUUAUGUCUGAUGGCUGGACAGAUGGGAAAAGUAGAGUUCUUAUUAAUUUUCUUGUGAAUAGCCAUGCUAGAACUUGGUUUUUAAAAUCAAUUGAUGCAUCUAAUACUAUAAAAAAUGGGGAGUUGAUGUUUAACUAUCUUGAUAGUGUCGUAGAUGAAAUUGGGGAAGAUAAUGUUGUUCAAGUUAUUACUGAUAAUGCUUCAAACUAUGUCAAUGCUAGGUCGAGACUUAUGGAGAAGAGGAAGAAGUUGUAUUGGACUCCAUGUGCUGCGCAUUAUGGGAAAAGUAGAGUUCUUAUUAAUUUUCUUGUGAAUAGCCCUGCUGGAACUUGGUUUUUAAAAUCAAUUGAUGCAUCUGAUACUAUAAAAAAUGGGGAGUUGAUGUUUAACUAUCUUGAUAGUGUCGUAGAUGAAAUUGGGGAAGAUAAUGUUGUUCAAGUUAUUACUGAUAAUGCUUCAAACUAUGUCAAUGCCAGGUCGAGACUUAUGGAGAAGAGGAAGAAGUUGUAUUGGACUCCAUGUGCUGCGCAUUGUAUUGAUUUAAUGUUGGAGGACAUUGGAAAAUUGAAAGUCUGUGACCAAACUCUCUCGUUAUCUAGGCAAGUGGUCAAGUUUAUAUAUGGACAUUGUUGGGUUCUUUCAAUGAUGAGAUCAUUUACAAAGAACAGUGAACUACUCCGUCCAGCAGUAACACGGUUUGCCACUGCUUAUCUUACUUUCCAAAGUCUUUACAAACAAAAGCAACCACUCCAAGCUAUGUUUUCUUCAGAAAAGUGGGCUUCUAGUAGUUGGGCAAGAAAGGUUGAAGGGGUAAAGGCUCGUGCAACUGUGUUGUUUGAUCCAAAAUUUUGGCCGAAUAUUGCUUUUUGUAUCAAAAGCACAAUACCUUUGGUUAGUGUUUUGCGAGAAGUUGAUUCAGAGGAAAGGCCUGCUAUGGUUUACAUUUAUGAGUUGAUGGAUUUGGCUAAAGAAAAGAUUGCUUUCAAUUGUGGAGGAAAUGUUAGGAAGUACGGACCAAUUUGGAAUAAGAUAGAUGCAAGGUGGACACCACAACUUCAUAGACCUUUACAUGCUGCUGGUUAUUAUCUAAACCCUCAAUUGCGCUAUCGAGAUUCCUUCUCCAAUGUUGAGGAGAUUCAUACAAAAAAGAGGAAUAGGCUUGAGCACAAACAUUUGAAUGCUUUGGUCUAUGUGAAGUACAACACUAAAGUAAGAGAGAGGAGUAUCAGAAGAAGACAAAACAUCGAUCCAAUACUAAUUGAUGAAAUUGAUUCGGAUGAUGAAUGGAUUGCUGAAAAAGAAGAUCCUGUCCUCUCCCUUGAUGCUUCUUGGCUUGAUGAAGAAGAAUUGUUCGAUGCUGAAGCAAUUAGGACUGUGCCUAUCACUACAUAUGAUAGAAGUGUGGAGAAUCGAUCAACUAUGACUACGAUUAAUGUUGACUCAUCUUCGAAUGCGAAGAAAAGAAAAGUUGGUGAAGGAAAUGAUAGAGGAAAAGGCAAGGCAGCAAGAUGCACCCUUGCGGAUGAAGACAUGGAGUUGGAAGAAGUUGGUGGAAUAGAUGAUGGAACUUAUCCCAUUAUAGAUAUAGCGGACGAAGAUGAUGACAAUAUUAAUGAGGAUGACUUAGAGUGA
Camellia sinensis is the source of this 2043-nucleotide messenger RNA. NCBI's taxonomy places the organism in Eukaryota, Viridiplantae, Streptophyta, Magnoliopsida, Ericales, Theaceae. The record is from RefSeq and is a predicted model, not a curated record.